Messenger RNA from Fusarium musae, 1845 nucleotides. RefSeq lists its product as uncharacterized. Lineage: Eukaryota; Fungi; Ascomycota; Sordariomycetes; Hypocreales; Nectriaceae. The coding region runs from base 1 to 1845 and encodes 614 amino acids. Gene Ontology annotation, molecular function: oxidoreductase activity. The record is from RefSeq and is a predicted model, not a curated record. The transcript has a single exon.
AUGCCCUCAGCGACAUCAGAAUGGCACGAGGGCGAACUAGCCGUGCAAAAGCAACUCAAAGUCCCUAAAAGAGGAAACCCAACGUUUCCAGGUUUAGCACCCCAGUAUGGCAUGCGAGUGAUGCAGUCGCCCUUGGUAGCCCUCGGAACGCUGGAUAGCGAGGGUCGCCCAUGGGCUACAGUAUGGGGCGGAGACCGGGGCUUUGCAAGGCCAGUAGCUGAAGGCGUGCUCGCGUUCAACAGCUCAGUUGAUACUCGCCACGAUCCUGUCUUUAGAGCCCUCUGGGAUGGGAUUGACGAUGACGGGGUGAAAGAAGGCGCUAUUAACAGGCCGAAUGGAGGCGAAGGAAAAGGAAUGGCAGGAUUAUCCAUCGACCUGGAGACCAGAGAUCGCGUAAAGCUGGUAGGAAACAUGAUUGCCGGUGCCACAGUAGAGGAAGGCAAAGCAGUACAGAUGGCCAUGGCUGUAACCGAGAGUCUGGGCAACUGUCCGAAAUAUCUCAACAAAAAGGAUAUUGUACCUAAUGAGAUGGCACCAGAGCUUGUCUUGGACAAGCUGCCCUUGUCACAGGAGGCCCUAGAUCUGGUUGCAGCGGCAGACAUGUUCUUCUUGUCGAGCACAAAUGGGGUCACAAUGGACACAAAUCAUCGUGGAGGAAGUCCAGGGUUCAUGAGGAUUAUCAAGAAUGAAAAGGACGGACUGGACCUGAUAUAUCCAGAGUGUGAGUUUUACAUCCCCUUGUUCAUGAACAAAGCUAAUGAAGUAUCAGUCUCAGGCAAUAGACUAUAUCAGACACUCGGCAACUUCAGAGUGAAUCCACUGGUUGGCAUUGUUAUUCCAGAUUAUAACACAGCCAACGUUCUUUAUGCCACAGGCAGCGCAUCAAUACUUGUUGGUGAUGAGGCUUCUUCUUAUCUUGCAAGAACAAAACUUGCGGUAAAGAUCUCAAUUACUGCUGCAAAGUUCGUCAAGUCGGGACUGCCUUUCCGAGGCGCACUGGGCGAAUACUCGCCUUACAACCCUCCUGUCCGUCACUUACUCUCAGAAUACGAUGCGCAUAUUGCCGACGCCUCAUUAAAUGGUAUCACGGCAAGCUUGAUUAAGCGUGAAGUUCUUACGCCAUCCAUUGACCGAUACACCUUUGAGCUAUCUUCGACAAAGCCUAUCAAUGCAUGGCACGCAGGACAGUAUAUCACUUUGGACUUUGAGCAAGAAGUGUCGAGUGGCUACAGUCAUAUGGCCGAUCACGAUCCUCAAAGUAUCAACGAUGACUAUGUCCGAACGUUUACUGUGUCAAGCCCACCAGAGAACAAUAGAGAGGUACAAAUCACAAUGAGGAAACAUGGUCCAGUCACGAGCUUCCUGAGAAAGCACAACCUUCGUGUGCCUUUGGAGAUACCGGUAAUUGGCUUUGGCGGCGAAGAGGGCUUCCGCGUCCCUUUGGAACCGAAAGGUCCUCAAUCUGUCUUUAUCGCGGCUGGUGUAGGAAUUACGCCUGUCCUUGCACAAGCGCCAGCUGUACUUCAACACGAAGCUCCAUUUGUGCUGCUCUGGACUCUACGCUACGAGGACUUACCCCUUGCGAGUGACACGUUCUCAAGAAUUCCAGGGCUCUCAAAUGUGACUACACUGUUCGUCACUGGUCAGCCGGACAAGGAGAACUUGUUGGAGGACGCCGAGCGGGCUGGGACACGGGUAGUAAAGCGACGAAUAGGCGCUGAUGAUAUCGAGAGGUUCAAAGGCCAAAACGCCCGUUUCUUUCUGUGCACAGCACCAGCUCUGCUGACUGCCCUGGAAGGUUGGUUGCUGGGAGAGAAGGUUGUCUGGGAGGACUUUGGAUAUUGA